Anopheles coluzzii is the source of this 9314-nucleotide messenger RNA. RefSeq lists its product as uncharacterized. Gene Ontology annotation, biological process: cellular component organization. The coding region runs from base 1806 to 7355 and encodes 1849 amino acids. Gene Ontology annotation, molecular function: actin binding. The transcript has 14 exons. Lineage: Eukaryota; Metazoa; Arthropoda; Insecta; Diptera; Culicidae. The record is from RefSeq and is a predicted model, not a curated record.
CGCGCGGUCCAAAGGUCCAGAGCGUGAGCGUGAGAGAGCGCCGUACGAUCCGCACCGUGCGUGCGGGUGUGUGUGUGUGUGUUUCGAGCUCGAGAACCCUGCACACCAGCGGCGGGUCGAUUCCGCAGCACGGCCAGCGACUAUUAGUUUGCUUCGAACCGUCGGCGCGAUCAGCUCUAGAGGGCAGUAGUAGCUCGCGUAAACCCCUGAGGAACUGAGCAGCGGAACCGCCACCACACCAACCGAACCUGGCUGGCGGGAACGGCAUACUUCCGAUCGAAGAGCCCUGUUGCAAGGGCGCCAGAGGUGGCACCCCCAUCGUCGGAAGGGUUUCCGUGUUUGCUAUACGAACGUUAAAUAGCAGAGCAAGUACGUAGGAAAGUGACAAACAUGAUCGUUAGGUUCGGUGGUUCUUUGAAUCCUCACCACGCGGUGAGAUGAUUGCAGAGUGCGUUUGUGCGAUCGUGUCUGUGUGUUUGUGUGUGACAGUAAAAUUUUGAAAAAAACAAACGUGAAGGUAACUCCCUAGUGAUCCAGUAGGCGAGCCUCUUAAGCCCUUCUCGAUUGGGGCGUUUUUCAUGCGUUAGGAAAAGUGCUCGAAAACUCGAAUCGUAGCGUGCUGUGUGAGUGUGUUUUGACCAGGAUUAUCAAACACACACACAAAAAGUGCAAACGCAGUGCUGGAUAUUAGAACAGUUGAAAAUUGCGACAAGUGAUAAAAGUGUGGGAAAUAACACGUAAAAGCUCCUACACGGUGACGCAGUUGAGGAUCAUCGGGUGCGGAAGACUUUACGACUGCCACUGCACUCCUUCGCAAUCUGAUCCCCGAAGGUGGCUGCCAGAAACUGGCAAAUCCAUUAACGUUUGAAUUGCUCUACGUAUUCGGUGAAACCGAUCCCGACCGAUCGAUUGUGCACAGAUCGUUCGUGCCCGGGUCGAACACGUCGUUGCGCUUGAUCGGCUGGCUGCUGGCGCCGCCAUCGCUGAAGCCGUUUGAAUGUUUGUUUUGCUUAAUUGUUAUUUGUCUCUGUUUAAUUAAUAAUUACUCCACGCCCGUAUAAGGGUAAGCUCAAGUGUUCUCGUGAUACGGUGGAAGAGACGAAAAAACAAGCAUAACACAAAAGUGCAAAACGUACUUGAGAGCAGCAAAAGUCAACGGAUCGUCGUCCUUACGGACGUAAGAACGCAAAAUAUUUUUCGACCUCCAAAAAAGAGUGAAGCGAGUGCGUGCGCGCUCCUUCGACACACAGGAUUGCUGCACUGUUUAAAUCUUGAAAGUGUUCUUCAAAAAGUUCAAUGAUAGGAUUACGGGUUUGAACCUCAAAAGUGCCUCCUCAACGUUUCCUAAACCCACCCGAGCGAGUGAAUGAGAGUGUUUUCAGUGGAGUGUAAUAAAGAAAAAAGAAACGAAGAAUUACCUUAAACGUUGUGACACCUCAUCGUUCCCUUGACGGCUGUCAAAGCAAAACACGGCACGGGCGAAAGAGCUCAGUCAGUGGCGGCGAGGAGCGUAAAAAAAGCGUGUUACUCGUGACCAAAGUGCCGUAACGAAAUAGUGCGUGUGUCGGAAGUACGACCCAGCGUGCCUGUUACCUCGAUAUCCCCUGUGCACUUUGUUUUCGGAAGCGGAAACGGAGCCAGCAGCAACAGCACCAGUGCAGCGCAACGUACGACACAGCUCAAUCAACAGAACGGACGGGACACUGAGUACUCAACCGAAUGUCACCGUCCUAAUGAGCGGAAUUAACCGUUGAAGAGUUUUGCGAGCCGAUCGAGUCAACCGCCACCACCCGCCCGGCCCAAAAAUGGAUGCCCGCAUCGGACUGGAGUACAUCAUCGAGAAUAACGACUACGUGAACAAGCUGGGCCUGGCGCUGGACACCAACAAUGUCACGGUUAAGAAGCAAAUCUUCGAGCUGCUGUCCACGCUGUGUGCGUUCAGCGCGAACGGGUACAAGCGUGCGAUCGAAACGCUGGAACACUACAAAAGCAUUAAGGGUGAGCGGUAUCGGCUGCAUCUGGUCGUGUCCGAGCUGGACAAGGCGACGGCGAUCGAGUACCAGAUCGCGCUGCUGGCGUUCGUCAACUGCGUGAUCAUUUCGGCCGGUUCGCUCAAGGAUCGGAUACGCAUGCGCAACGAGUUUAUCGGAUUAAACCUAAUACCAGUAUUAAAUAAUUUAAGGCGCACGGCCAGCAGCGUUCCCGACAUUGCCUCCCAGCUAGAGGUGUUCGACGAGCAGCAGGAAUGCGACGUAUCCCAGAGCCUCCAGGUGCCGGACGGGAUCGAUCUGAACUCGCAUCUUGAUGUCUUCAAUGCAAUCCUAGCACAGGUCGCCGGCACACCGCAAGCAACGCCAUUUCUAAGCAUACUUCAGCACCUGCUGCAGAUUGACCCGAAGGAGCAGAUCAGCGACAUCGUCUGGGACACGGCGGAGACGCUCGUGCACCGGGCGACCCUGCUCGAGGACAAGGAAGCGUCCGCCCGCCUGCUCCGUGCGCCGAGCGUGCAGAAGUUCUUCACCUGCCCGCACUGCCGGGGCGACCUGAGCGGCGGUCCCGCUCGCCGCCCCUCGAUCGGCAGCUCGCUGCAGCCGUCGCCCAGCGCCACCUCCUUCAAUCCGGUGCCGGCGCCGGCGCCGCCACCACCGCCCCAGUGCGCUGCGGCCCCGCCCCCUCCACCACCGCCCGGUGGUGGUGGCGGUCCCGCUCCACCGCCUCCACCUCCGCCACCGCUUGGUCGUGCGCCGCCUCCACCCCCGCCACCGAUGGCCGGGGGGCCACCGGCACCACCGGCACCGCCGGCCCCGCCCGCCCCGCACCUGCUCUCUGCGCAGCCGAAUGCGAACGGGUCGCUCGCCCGCUCGAAAACGCCGGACGAGCAGAUCGUGAUCGUGAAGCCGCUGCCGCAGCAGGAAACGCCCGUGCCGCGGGCCAAGAUGAAGACGAUCAACUGGAACAAGAUACCGCCCCAGCGGGUGCUGGGCAAGCAGAACAUCUGGUCGAUCGUGGCCGACUCGCACCAGGACAGCCCGAUGGCCGACCUGAACUGGGACGAGAUGGAGGGACUGUUCUGUCUGCAGACGCAGAUGCACGGUUCGCCCAAGCUCGGCCAUCGUGGGGCGGCGAACGGCGGCGAAGGCGGUGGUGGUGGUGGUGCGAGCAACGGUACCGAUAUGCCCGAUGCGCGCAAAUCGAGAAAGGAAAACGAAAUCACGCUGCUGGAUGGGAAGCGCAGCCUGAACGUGAACAUCUUCCUGAAGCAGUUCCGCACGACGAACGAGGACAUCAUACAGCUGAUAAGGAAUGGCGAGCACGAGGACAUCGGGGCGGAGAAGCUGCGCGGCCUGCUGAAGCUGCUGCCGGAGGUGGACGAGCUGGAGAUGCUGCGUGCGUUCGACGGCGACAACAACAGGCUGGGCAAUGCGGAGAAGUUUCUGCUGCAGCUGGUACAAGUGCCUAAUUACAAGUUAAGAAUCGAAAGCAUGCUGCUGAAGGAAGAGUUCAAGGCGAAUCUGAUGUAUCUGGAGCCAAACAUACACGCCAUGCUUUAUGCUGGUGAAGAUCUGAUGAACAACAAGGCGCUCCAGGAGGUGCUGUACAUGGUCGUGGUUGCCGGGAACUUCCUUAACUCGGGCGGAUACGCGGGCAAUGCGGCUGGCGUGAAGCUGUCCUCGUUGCAGAAGCUGACCGACAUCCGCGCGAACAAGCCGGGCAUGAACCUGAUCCACUUCGUCGCACUGCAGGCGGAGAAGAAGAAUUCCGCACUGCUGGAGUUCCCCGGCCAGCUUACGAUGCUGGAAAAUGCGACCAAAACCACUGUCGAGCAGAUCAGCAACGAGGUGAACGCGAUCGACAAUCGCAUCAAAAAGAUCAAGAAACAGAUCGAGCUGCCGAAGACGGAGGAAGACAUCAAGUUCCAGAUGGAGGAGUUCCUGAGCGCAGCGGAGCAGGACGUAAUAAUGCUGCAGCGAGCGCUGAAGCAGCUGGAAGCGAUGCGCCUCCAGCUGGCCGAGUUCUUCUGCGAGGAUAUGGGCACGUUCAAGAUGGAGGAAUGUUUCAAGAUUUUCCACAACUUUAGCGAAAAGUUCCAGCACGCGGUGAAGGACAACGAGAAGCGCCGGGUGCAGGAAGAGCAAGCGCUGAUACGCAGGAAGCAGCGGGAGGAAACGCUUCGAAGAAGGCAAUCGAAUCAACCCGGAACGCCCGUGUCCGAUUCGGAGGGUAGCCUGCUGCUGGAUGCCUCGCAGUACGAUCUGCGCUACAGCCCAGCAAUGUCCCGGCGGCGUCUCGGGUCGUUCAACAGUAACGGCGACGCGCUGCUGCUGCGGGAUGAGUGUGCCUCGCCGGACAUCACGCCGAACGGCAGCCUGCGAAGACGCCGCAGCCGCGUACUGUCGGAGGAGGACGAAGGCAAUCUCAUGGACUUUCUGCGCUCGUCCGGGCACGAGAGCAGCAACCGGGAGCGCAAGUCGGCCGCGUACGGCAGCCUGGACCGGUCGUGGGCGCGUCGGGCCCGCUCGGGCAGCGGCAGCAAGAAGCGGCCGGACCUGCUGAACGUCCAGUUCGGUGCGGACCGGGAACGACCCAGCUCGCCUUCGCCGCUGGCCGAAUCGAAGCCGCUCGCGGUGGAAGAACACAAACCAAGAAUUUCCAGAGAAUGGCGGCAAAAGAUCGAAUCCUGGCUGCAGGCGAACGAGCAGGACGAGCGGCAGAACGACGACUACAAGAAGAAGCUGAAGCGGGUUGCCGCCAACCGGCGCUCCUACGAAACGGACAACGAGAGCGACCGGGGCAGCAAGUUGGACCCGCUGCCGGAGGAGAAACCGCCGACGGUAAUGUCGCCCGAACCGACGCCCGGCCCGCGAAUGGGGGCGGCGGGCGGACAGGACCGGCCGGCAGCUGCCGCCGCCGCCGGAUCACCCACAGCACCCACCGGCUCCGCCGACCAGCAGCAGCUGUUCGGUGGGCCGAUGACGUACAAGCGGGUCUAUCCGAACUGGCGCCCGGGGACGUCCCUUGAGCAGACGGAUGUCGUCGGUACGAUAGAGGCCUUGACAGGUGCGGCCUCACCGGAUGCGGACAAGUCGACGUGGCGCAAAUCCGUCCUAAACACCGCCAGCAGCGUGGACAGUGCGGACGACCUGGCGAACCAGCGCUACCGCCGGCAGCGUUCCCGCGAAGGUCCCAACCCGAGCUCCAACCUGCAGUCCAUCCUCGAGGAGGACAAGCGCAAAAACAUCAUCCAGUCGUUGGGCGAGCGGCCACCGUCCGAUCGGUUGCAGAUCUACAUCCGGCGCGGUUCGGACAAUCCGCAGGCCACCACACCGUCGGACAGUUCGCCCCCUUCCACGGUCGGUGGCAAACGAGAGACGGGCGGGGAGGAGCACAAGCAGUCGAUCUACAUUCGACAGCCGGCAGCAGACAAGCAGCAGCAACAUGGUGCUUCUGCUGGCACGCCCUCCACCAUAUCGUCCAGCACGGCCAGCACCAUCUCCGGCUCGGAGCUGGCGGUCCCUGGGGGUGGCGAUACCAGCACAUCGCCCUCCUCGACUGCGGCUGUGGCGCCACCGCCCCGACGCACUCGCCGAGCACACCACGUGUACGACGAGUCCACCAAUAACAAGAUCGAGAUUGAUUCGGACAACAUCGAGACACCGCCAUCGAUCCGGCGCAACGUGGGAGGCAUGGGCACGGCGACGGGCGGGUCGAGCACUGCCGCCACGGGUGGUGGUUCCUGCCGCCGGUUGCACCAUCCGAACGACGCGAAGGAUCCGCUGACGGCGCCGGAUUCGGGCAAGGGUUCGUCGCUGGCCGGUGACGGUACCGGCGCGGAAGUGCUCGGCGACGGUCAGUUCGAUCGGUUCUCCUCGGCCCGCCGUACGCGCCGCUUCAAGCGCCCGAUCGAUCUGGGCGCGUCCGGGGCGGGCAGCGGCAACGAAACUACCACUACCACGGCUACUACCGCGUCGCCAUCGCCCGACUCCCUGCCCGACAGUGCGGCACAGAGUCCACUGCUGGCGGCCGGCAACGGGCCGCCCCUGCCCGCCAGCAAAGACACCACAAAGCACGAGCAGGAGCAGCGCCUGAAGCGUUGGCAGGACAAGCUGAAAUCCUCGACCGACGCCGGCAAAACGAUCGGGUCCGGGUCGCUGACGGGGCGGGAAUCGCCCCGCUCGCACGCCGAAACCGUCCUCAAUCGGGCGAGCAAGGUCGGGCGCACGAUCAGCCGCAUCAGCCAGGAGGACGUGCGGGAAGCGAUCCGCAGCCUGAAGUCCCCAACGCCCGAACGCACCUGGAGCCCCACGAAGGACAUUCACCAGCAGCAACAGCAGCAGCACCACGUGAAGGGUGCGCCCGUAACGCACGAACUCAACGACGAGGGUUUCGAGGAAACGCAAAGCCUCGUCUCGGACACACCCUCCCAGGGCAAGGACAGUGUGUCGUCCUGCAACGACUACGGGUCCGAUACGAAGAGCAAACGGGUCGUGGCGGUGACCGGCUCGCCGGCCAAACCACCCACCACCAACCUGAAGACGAGCCGCACCGGCAGCCCGAGCAUGGCCAGCCUGCUGAUGGUGAAGAACGGCAGCACGGGGCUGGAGCGUAGCCGGUCGCUGCGUGCACCGCCCAGCGCUGGCAGUCCGGCGCCAGCGUCCAAGAAUCUCUUGCCCCGCCGCACGGCCUCGAUGCGAAGGAGCGCCACCGGGUCGACUACCAGCGUGGACGGGUCGGCGCCGAGCCUGCUGCGACCGAUCGCCCGCCAAGCGCAGGACGUCGAGCGCAGCAACUCGCGCACCAGCCUGCGCUCGUCCCGCUCGUCCCUGAGCAGUGCCGUGUCGACCAAUACCGUCCGCAAAGUGCCGCCACCGGUGCGCACCGGCCCUGCCGGCAGCAGCACCAUCUACACCAAGACAUUCACUCCGCUCUCUACGACCGCGACGUCCACGCUUUCGGCCAACAGUUCGCCCUCGAAACGACCGCUCGGCACCGCUACCUCGGGCAACAUCGCGCACCGAGGGGCACCGGCCAGUCGCAGCAGCUCCAGCGGCUCGAGCAUCGGUCCGAGCGCGACCGUUGUGCGCAAACCGCCGGCCAAGUCGGCGAUGGCGGCCAAGGAGAACCAGCUGCACAGCUCGACGUCGACUGGCCGGUUACCCCCGGGCAGCGGGAAGUCGACCAGCAGCGGCAGCCUGACCGGUUCGGGCACUGGCGGUGGUGGUGGUGUAAGUCCCACGCCAGCCUCCGGGCGUCAGUCGGUCACCGGACAGCAUCAGGCGGCGGUGACCGGCCGACGUACCAGCGGCUUCAUGCGCCCAACUACCUCCAGUGCCACCAAAGUGAAGGCGGCCAAGUAAGAACGUGCCGCACGCGCUGUGGUGCGGGCCAGUGUGGUCACACCCCUCCCCCAUCAUCCCCGUUAGUCAAUCGAUUGUUUUGCUAACCACGUACCAGAUGCUUCCCCUCAAAACUGCCCUUCCCUUUAGCAAAUACUCCACACAUCCGGCCGUAUAUAUUACCAUAUGCCGUCCACUCUUUUCUAUUUGCAAUUUGCGUCUUGCAGUUCCGGUUUUGCGCAAGCUCACGCAGCGUUUUGCUGGCUAGCUUUAUGUUUUUGGACACACUUUGGAACACAACGCCCCUAUGUCCGCCAGGCACGAGCGAUUUUGUUCGAGCGAUGCGGUGCGCUUACUAAAGGAUUUCAAGUGAAAGGGAAGGCGGUAUAGGAGGUUUGUUCCUCGUGCGGUGUUCCCUUAUUUUCCGACCAAUGCCAGUUUUAUGCUGCGACGAAGAAGAAUGCAGCGUCCAUCCCGGAAGUUGAGGCGUCCCGGUCGUUAGUUAGUGUGCUGAAGGCAAUAAUGAUAAUGAUGAUAAUAAUGAUAGUGAAAUUGGCGUGCGACGCUACUAUGGCAAUUAUAGUGGUAGUAGUAGACACGUGGUGGUGUGGUGACGCGUGUUACCGGUUUUGUUUCGCGCCAUUAGCUACUUUAGAUAGAGACGUGUAUGUAUGUUUGUGUGUGUGUGUCAGCGCGCAUAUGUGUGUGUUGAUCUGUUCGAGAAGAUGCGUUAUUUAUUUACAUACAUAAAAAACAUAUAUACAUAUAUAUAUACACACAUACACACGCAUACAUAGAUAUAUGAUGCAUGUUACGAACGAUCGCUUAGCAGAAAGCGCAAUCAUACUAAUUCCUACACCCCUCCUCCCCUCUCCCUGCAAAUGUGUUUUUGCUGUUACGAACGAGCGUUAGCGGAAAUCGUAAAACUGAUAAACUGAUAGAUUCGCGUUAGGAUACAAACAAACAAUCUAGUAUAGGAAGUAGAUUAGACUACUAGUAUAGCUAGUUGCGACGUGGUAACACGAACUCAAAAACGAAAACUCAACCCCGGUUUACUUAUCCAGCGCGAUAUGCUGUAGUUGGUCGUGGAUAAUUAACGCCAUUUAGCAGUGUAGAUGCGAUCGAUUUUUUGUAAACUUAAGAGACAAAGAAAAACGGAAUAGAACCGCAUAGCGCCAUAAUCCCAAACGCAACCAACAUGACGAUAUAUAACUGUAUAGAGAGCAAGCGACGAACGUAUAAAAACAUACACACAUAAACACAUUACGCAUGAUAAGCAUGAUAAUGUUUUUCUUUCCCCCAGUGUUACCGGCGGUACGUUUCAUCCUUUUUGGCUAUUGUUCUUUCGAAAAACGCCUUUGGUCGAUGAUGAUAUGCUUCAUGUUAUAUUUAUAAAGUUCUUUUUUUUAAUUACAUUUUUGGGACAGGAAUUCAAAAUUUAUAAUCAAAAUUAUCAAAACUAUAUUAUGUAGGCUUAAACUGUGGGUGCGAGAGUUAUGAAAAUUAUAGAAACACGAAGAUGAAACAGGUACGCGCUUUUCUCUACAUCCUUCGUCCUUCACGUUCCCGCAUAAUAUUUGCCAUAAAUGGAGUAAUGUUACGUUUAAGAUUGAACCAUGUUUAUAGUACCAGUGAGCAAACGAUGUAACCGAUUGCGCAUGAAUCGUUCUGCGCUUGCAAAAAAAAAACACACACACACAUUACUAAUCCAUUUACUAAUUCAAUUCUACUCUUCAAAUGCUAGUAUUGCAUCGAACACAUAGGAAGGUGUUUUAGAAUGGACUGUGCGGAAGGAACGGCCUAUGUCCUAUUCAAUGGCUCCUCAAAGUGCUGAGCAUGUUUUGUAUGCGUUCGUUACAUUUUCCAUUUUGUACUUGAGUCCCCCCCCCCCAGAAGCCCGAUGUUAUUGCUCGAAUAGUUGACGAAUGAAAGAAAUGAGAAGCGUUGUUGAAGGAAAUAAAGGCAAGAUUGAAACAUUCA